CUAGCUCCAGUAGUCUCACAGUAUCCCUGCUGAUAAGAUGAUUGAACAGGGUUAAACUAAACACAGUGAACCAACCCUCCAGUUAAAUAUGGCGUGGAGGAGUAUUACAAGUGUUCUGCUUCUAGCUUACCUCACUGUAUCUUAUGCUAAAGUUCCUGUCCUGAGCGUGGUUGGUAGCUAUGAAGGAACGGUGAGCGAGAAAGGAGGAAAGGUUGAAUUAUCUCCAGAGCUGAGAACUGAGAAUGGACCCAUCUGUGGGUACAGGAUCAGUGCUAGUUAUAACGAAAAACUUCCUUUUGAGGUGUUUAUGCUGGAUCAAGUGGAUGGAAGAGCGGAGAUGAAGGUGAGACAACCUCUAGAUUGUGAAACCAAGCGAAGCUAUAAAAUGAGUCUGGUAGCAGUAUCCUGUACAGGGGAAGUGUCUGACAGUGUCGAGGUUCAUAUCUCUGUAAGGGACGUGAACGAGUAUCUACCUGAGUGGAGAGAGGAGGAGUACAGUGUUCAGGUUCCAGAAGGAGAGUUAAUCGACAACAUUAUCUCCGUCUCUGCCAAGGAUAAGGAUUGCUCUCCGACCUUUGGUUCUAUAUGCGGUUACACGAUCUCUAGCCCAGAGCAACCUUUCGAGAUAAACGAUCAUGGUGUGAUCAGGAACACAGUUCCGCUCUACUCCCAAGAGUCUAGAAUACAUGUUCUCAGUGUGAUAGCUCGAGAUUGUGGAGGGAAGGAAUCAAGUUCUGUUCUAGUUACGAUCAACGUAUUACCGAAGUGUAUAACUUCUUGGACAGAUGUAUCCACGAGUAUGACGUAUAUCCCAGGAACAGGUCCUCAGCCUGUAUUCCCAGCAGCUAAACUCCAGCUAUGCCCUGCUGUCUGUCAACCUGCCAGGAUAGAAACAUCUCUCACCCUUCACACCGACCAUGUUGGUGUAGGAUGUGACAGAGACACUUACAGUUUAGCCAGUCAGAGGAAGAUGUGUGGAUCCAGUAGUAGUGCUGUAGAUCUACUCCCAGCGGAAUCUGAAGCUAAGUGGGUUGACCAGCUCAAAACUGACAAAGGACGUGAGGUUAAUCCUGUUUAUCAUUUCGAUGGAAACUCCGCUGCAACAAUUCCGGAGCAGGUUCUACCACAUUCUCUGGGAUCAGAGUUUACAGUUUACACCUGGAUGAGACAUGGAUCUAAGAAUAUGGAUAAGCACAGCAAAGAACAUAUAGUUUGUCUUGCCGAUGAUCAUCGUAAGAACCGACAUCAUCUCGCUCUGUUUGUCAGGAACUGUAAACUGGUUUUGUUGUUCCGCCGCGAAUACGUGGAGGCGGAAAGAAAUGUAUUUAAGCCGGCGGAGUGGAGAUGGUCUCUGCCCCAGGUUUGCGAUGAUAAAUGGCAUCAUUACGCUGCAAGUGUGAACACUGACGGAGUAGAGCUUACUCUGGACGGAGAGGUUUGGCAACCGGAGCCAAACAACCCAGAGAUAAUUGAUGACUGGCCACUGCAUCCUGCUUCAGACCUGAAGACCACGUUUACCGUUGGAGGUUGCUGGCAUGGAUCUGAUAUGAAGAUGAGACACUUGAUGAAAGGAGAUCUUGCAGGUCUUGCUGUUCUACCAGGGAAAAAGGAACACUCCGAGGUUUUGAAAUGUCUUGUUCAAUGCAGUGAAUCCUUACAGCUACCAGCAACUAAUCUUCUGGAUCCUGGGAUGGAGAUGAUCACGAACAGUCAUGGAAGUCAGGUCACCAUCGAUGGAAAGGAUUCUAAGAAUAUGGAAGAAUUGGUUCGUCAGGUUGCGUAUCUGAAUACUCGUGAGUUCCCAGCUCCAGGUAGAAGAAGGAUGGAGCUUACAACCACUAUAACAUGUCAAGACGGAUCCAAGAGAGAAGUUCCGCUCUCGGUCUCUAGAAUCCUGGUGCUCCCUGUUCCUCAACCCACCAUUAGUCUCAGCGCCACGGAGAAUAAAUCACGAGGUUAUGAGGACUUUAAGAAAGGUGUCAGAAUAUUCGAAGAUCUAAGCAUCAGUGUCUCCAAAGUUGAGGAUGAGAUCGAACCUGACUACGGAUCGGAUACCAAAGUGGACAGAUGUUCCAUCAUUGUUUUCCCACCUUUAAACCCUGAUCAUGAGAAGAUACUCCUUCCUCAGCCCAUGCUGAACAGUCUGAAUAUAGUUGGAAAGGUUGGAGAAGAAGGAGCGGAUAUAAGGGGUGCAGAUAUGAUCUAUAACUAUGAGCAGGUUCUAAGACAAGUUAUCUAUUCUAACCAGAAGCCUGCUUACUACCUGAACCGUCAGUUUAAACUAGUCUGCUCCGAGCUCAACCAGAGGUUUACCAGCAACGAGUAUGUACAAACGGUGAGUGUAGUGCAUCCUCCAGUAAACCCUGAGACCCUGGGACCUGUUCGUCCUGCUCAUCACCAGAUCUCCCAGCAUGGAGCGGAGGUUUCUUCAGCUAGGUUUAUCUCAUCUUCUAGGGAAUAUAUCUCUCUCACAGGACAAGCUCAAGGACACGCAGUAGUUGUUGUUGUUGCUGUGUGCGUGUGCUUGUUGAUAACUGUGCUCGGAGUUGGCGUGCUCCGAUUGCGCGCAGCGCACAGACGAUCCAGCGAGUGCGAGGCCGAAGUCGAAAUGGCCUGGGAUGAUACAGCGCUGAAUAUUACAGUCAAUCCUCUAGAGGAAUCUGAGUGUCAAGCCAUGGGUGGUUUAAGACCAACCGAGUCAGAUCUUGAGGAUUCGUCCGACGACGACAUGUACGCUGACGACACCUCGGAUGACGACGAUGAUGACGAUGAUGGAGUUGAAGAUGCUCCAACUCGUCACCGACUUGAGUGGGAUAAUGAUAUCUAAAUACAUUGUUCUACAGAGAAAUGGUUUUAAACCUUGGCAUUUUUCUAGGCAACCCACCCAUUCCUAUUCACGCUAAAUACAACCCGCCCAGAUCUAGCCAGUACUAAAUAUAUUACAAAACGUACCCUGAGAAAAAACCUAAACGUUGUACCGUACCAAUUCGGAUGUACAUUGUACAUAUAUUAUCUCUAUAGUUUACAUAUCAAAUAUUCCUCAACAUUCAGAAAAAAAUGAUUUUAAAUCUGCAGAUUUUUAAAAUGCUAAUUGUUAAAUGUUAAAUUGAAAAUGUAAAUGU
Messenger RNA from Eurytemora carolleeae, 3122 nucleotides. It is a transcript of the gene Cals, whose product is annotated as calsyntenin-1. Gene Ontology annotation, molecular function: calcium ion binding; X11-like protein binding; kinesin binding. Gene Ontology annotation, biological process: positive regulation of synapse assembly; positive regulation of synaptic transmission; homophilic cell-cell adhesion. The record is from RefSeq and is a predicted model, not a curated record. NCBI's taxonomy places the organism in Eukaryota, Metazoa, Arthropoda, Copepoda, Calanoida, Temoridae. Gene Ontology annotation, cellular component: postsynaptic membrane; cell surface. The coding region runs from base 89 to 2827 and encodes 912 amino acids. The transcript has 8 exons.